Messenger RNA from Rhododendron vialii, 1165 nucleotides. RefSeq names its product large ribosomal subunit protein uL30w-like. Gene Ontology annotation, cellular component: cytosolic large ribosomal subunit. The transcript has 7 exons. NCBI's taxonomy places the organism in Eukaryota, Viridiplantae, Streptophyta, Magnoliopsida, Ericales, Ericaceae. The record is from RefSeq and is a predicted model, not a curated record. Gene Ontology annotation, molecular function: structural constituent of ribosome; RNA binding. Gene Ontology annotation, biological process: maturation of LSU-rRNA from tricistronic rRNA transcript (SSU-rRNA, 5.8S rRNA, LSU-rRNA). The coding region runs from base 216 to 956 and encodes 246 amino acids.
GAAAUCUAUUUUUGUCUUAAAAGUUCUCUGGCAGCAACAGCGUAUGGACUAUGGAGAGAGAGAAAUUGUCGAAUUUUUCAGGGAAAAGUAAUGGGGCAUAAUUAGGUUAUGAAAUUAAUUGCAGCUGAUAUUAGAGAUUUCCUUAGCUCUAGGAGAAAUGCGAAGCCUUCUAUGAAGAACCAACCUCUGUGCAGAAAUUGGGGUUUAUCUAAGAGAUGUCUGAAGCACAAACCAAACCAGGGCCUGUGGUUCCAGAGUCAGUGUUGAAGAAAGAGAGGAGGAAUGAGGAGUGGGCUUUGAAGAAGAAGGAAGAACUUGCAGUUUUGAAAAAGAAGAAUGUUGAGAACCGGAAGCUGAUUUUUAUCAGAGCUAAGAAAUAUACCAAGGAGUAUGAGGAGCAGCAAAAGGAGCUCAUUCAGUUGAAGCGCGAGGCAAGACUGAAAGGAGGGUUUUAUGUGAAGCCUGAAGCAAAGCUUUUGUUCAUUGUUCGCAUUCGAGGUAUCAAUGCUAUGGAUCCAAAGACAAGGAAGAUAUUGCAGCUCCUGCGUUUGAGACAGAUUUUCAACGGUGUCUUCCUCAAAGUAAACAAAGCAACAGUGAAUAUGCUGCAUAGGGUUGAGCCUUACGUGACUUAUGGAUAUCCUAAUUUGAAGAGCGUAAGGGAACUUAUUUACAAGAGGGGCUAUGGCAAGCUAAAUAAGCACCGGAUUGCUUUGACAGACAAUUCAGUUAUUGAGCAGGGUUUGGGAAAGUAUGGUAUCAUUUGCAUUGAAGAUCUUAUUCACGAGAUCAUGACUGUUGGGCCUCAUUUCAAGGAGGCUAAUAACUUUCUCUGGCCAUUCAAACUCAAGGCACCCUUGGGUGGUCUGAAGAAGAAGAGGAACCACUAUGUUGAAGGAGGAGACGCUGGAAAUCGUGAAGACUAUGUUAAUGAGCUCAUCAGGAGGAUGAACUAGAUUUUGGUAGAGGUUCUGUCUAUGUGUUAGUGCAAGUUGAAAGCUUUUUAAUUCUGUUUCUAUUCUCAUUGUCAUUCUCAUUUGAAGUUUGAGAGUGUUGGAUUUUUAAAUCACGAAGUUUUGUAUUGGUGUUGGCACAUUAAUCUCUUCUUCUUUUUUGUAAGGGAAGCUAUAUCUAUUAAUUUAUUUUGAGUUUUUGUUGGCUGUUA